Molecule: messenger RNA, 1731 nt
Organism: Poecile atricapillus (Black-capped chickadee)
Lineage: Eukaryota; Metazoa; Chordata; Aves; Passeriformes; Paridae
Product: keratin, type II cytoskeletal 4-like
Exons: 9
Coding region: 37-1731 (564 amino acids)
Biological process (GO): keratinization; intermediate filament organization
Cellular component (GO): keratin filament
Molecular function (GO): structural constituent of skin epidermis
Source: RefSeq, a predicted model, not a curated record
UCAGCUCUUUGCUCAGGAUUUUGGGGACCCUUCACCAUGUCUCGGCAGUCCUGUGCUCUUGGCAGGGGGUUCAGCUCCAGCUCUGUGUGUUUCGGGGGCAAGAACAAGGUCACAUUCAGCUCCAUGCCCCGCGGGGGAUGCCGGGGAUCUGGGGGUGCCGGUGGAUUCAGCACCAGGAGCCUCUAUUCUCUGGGGGGCAGUAAAAGCACCUCCCUGGGAGGAUUCGGUGGGGCUGGUGGCACCUGCAGAGGCUUUGGUGGCCAAGGAGGCUUUGGCUUUGGGGCAGGAGCAGGAGUUGGGGGUGGCUAUGGUGCAGGGUGCUUUGGUGGCGGCCUCAGCAGUGGCUUUGGUGGCUUUGGUGGAGGAUCUGAUGGUGGGAUGGGGGGCCAGGGCUUCCCUCUGUGCCCCCCGGGUGGUAUCAGGGAGGUGACCAUCAACCAGAGCCUGCUGGCCCCCCUCAACCUGGAGAUUGACCCUGAGAUCCAGAAGGUUCGGACACAGGAACGAGAGGAGAUCAAGAAACUCAAUGACAAGUUCGCGUCCUUCAUCGACAAGGUCCGGUUCUUGGAGCAGCAGAACCGAGUCCUGGAGACCAAGUGGAAGCUGCUGCAGGAACAGGGCGGUACAGGAACAGGGGGCAGGAACCUGGACCCCUUCUUUGAGACUUACAUCAGUGGGCUGAGGAAGCAGUUGGAUUGUCUCUCCAGUGAGAAGCACCAGCUGGAGAUGGAGCUGAAGAGCUUCCAGGACAUGGUGGAGGACUUCAAGACAAAGUACGAGGAGGAAAUAAACAAAAGGACAGCAGCUGAGAAUGAAUUUGUGCUCCUGAAGAAGGACGUGGAUGGAGUCUACAUGACCAAGGUGGAGCUCCAGGGAAAACUGGAUUCUCUGUCAGAUGAGAUAAACUUCCUCAAGUGUCUUUACGAAGCAGAGCUGUGCCAGGUGCAGAAGACUGUGUCUGACACCUCAGUGGUGCUGUCCAUGGACAACAACCGGAACCUGGACCUGGACAGCAUCAUCGCUGAGGUCAAGGUGCAGUAUGAGGAGAUCGCCAACCGGAGCCGCACCGAGGCCGAGUCCUGGUACCGGUGCAAGUAUGAGGAGCUGCAGGCAACUGCAGGCAAACAUGGGGACAGCCUCAAGGAUACCAAGAUCGAGAUCUCAGAGCUCAACCGCAUAAUCCAGAGGAUCCGAGCUGAGAUUGAGAGUGUGAAGAAGCAGUGUGAGACUGUUCAGACAUCAAUUGCGGACGCGGAGCAGCGUGGGGAGGUGGCUCUCAAGGAUGCCAGAGACAAACUGGCUGAGCUGGAGACAGCCCUGCAAAAAGCCAAGGCUGAGAUGGCCCGACAGCUCAGGGAAUAUCAGGAGCUCAUGAACGUCAAACUAGCCCUGGAUGUGGAGAUUGCAACCUACAGGAAGCUGUUGGAGGGCGAGGAGUGCAGGAUGUCUGGAGAGUGCCAGAGCUCUGUCAGCAUCUCUAUGGUGGGCGGCAGCAGCUCUGUGGGAGGUGGAUACGGCAGCGGAUUGUGCCUUGGAGGAGGAGGAAUUGGCUUUGGAAGUGGGAAAGGCAGCUGCAACACAGGCAGUGCUGGUUUAUGCUUCAGCCUGGGAGGGGGUGGAUUUGGUGCUGGGGGUGGAUUUGGCUCCCUGGGUGGGGGAUCUAACUCAGUGGUGGUGGGGGGAUCUGGCACCAUCCUGAAGAACAGUGGCCCCACUGGCCGGAGGGCAUAG